AUGCAGACCACAAGACUCCAUAUCUCGGGUUUGACUCCCUCUAUCUCCGCCUCGGACCUGAAACAGAGAUUUACUACAUUUGGAGAAGUCAAGGAUGUUGACGGUGUUGGGAAAUUGGAUGGCGUUGGGAGGCCGAGAAAGUUUGCAUAUUUGACACUCGAGACGACACAACCCAAACUAGCGAGAUGUAUGAAUCUCCUCAGUGGUUCAACAUGGAAAGGGGCCAAAUUACGCAUAGGAGAAGCAAAACCAGACUACAAAUCUCGACAUGAAUUAGAAGUAAAUCCUCCUCCACCUGCUCCUCGUCCCAAACUAUCCGAAGAAGCUCGCAGGCGUGCUCGUCUCAAAUUUCGUCUACGGGCGCGAAGGUUGCUGCGAGGGACACAGGGAAAGCAGUUGAGAGACAUGUCUCUCGUCACUUUGACCACUGUUUCGAAGCACAAGGGGUGGCGCCGGACCCCUCUAAAUCAUCUUGUUCGUCCUAUGCGUAUGCGUCCCCUACGCCCUCUUCCCUCCCUACGACCCAGACAAUCAAGUUCGAAAACAAAAUUGAAAGAAAAGCUGAACAAACGAAAGUUUAAAUUGACCAGAGCGAGGUUAACGGUUAUUGAUCCUGCGCGGGAGGACGAAGAAGAGAAAAAGGUGCCGGAAGUAACCGUUCGACAGGAACUCCCGGUCGAACAAGAGUCUGAAGAAUCGACACGUUCUCCGACUCCGGUACCGGCACCGUCCUGCAUUGGCCCAGUCACAGGCGGUAUCCAAACAACCCGCCCUCGAGCUUCAGAGGCAGAAGAUCUUCUUUCUCUUACGCGUGAAAAAUCCUCAGCUCUGGCACUCCUUGGUGGAAUGUUUGGCGAAGGAGAGUGGGAAGGGAGGGAGAGUGUUAGCGGUGACGAAAUGGAAGUUGUCGACGGAGAGGAAAAUGAGGAAGUGGGAUACGAUGUGGUCCCUCGGGCUGUGGAUCAUGCGAUUGAGAACACGGAGACAAGACACGAUGACGAGGAUGAAGAAGAGGGAGAAGAGCCGCAGGAAAGCGAUGAGGAAAUGGAACAGGAAGAACUCAUAGACGAGGACGAAGAGCAAGGAGAGCAAGAAGAGCAAGAAGAGCAAGAAUCACCUAUAAAACAUUCAUCUCUGAAAGACAUGUUCAAACCACAAGAAGAAACAACCGGGUUUUCACUAGGACUCGAUAUCGAACUGGACCCCGACGCAGAAUCAUUCCUUCCUUCCUCGGUUUCAGCACCUCCUCCUCCUGAACCGGUUCUAGCACUUGCACCGAUUCAAGUAGAGAAACAUGCGCAUACUAUCCAGUUUACUCCCGAUCCCAAGGCAUCAUUCUUUUUUCCGGGUGGAAAAAACGAUAUUUUACGGGUGAUAGUGGAAAAAGGAUGGGAAUGGCCUCAUCCUGGCACUUCAGAGCAAAUCCGGGCCAAGUGGGAUAAGAAUAAAGCCGAACUGACAAGGGAGUACACGAAGCGCCAUAGGGAAGCUGUAAAGCGGCGCCGAAGAGCUGGGGGAACUAAAGGGGACGAUUCGUAG
This is a messenger RNA of Rhizoctonia solani, 1539 nucleotides long. Its product is annotated as RNA recognition motif protein. Gene Ontology annotation, molecular function: RNA binding. The transcript is spliced from 8 exons. The record is from RefSeq and is a predicted model, not a curated record. Lineage: Eukaryota; Fungi; Basidiomycota; Agaricomycetes; Cantharellales; Ceratobasidiaceae. Bases 1 to 1539 code for a protein of 512 amino acids.